This is a messenger RNA of Ectocarpus sp. CCAP 1310/34, 1204 nucleotides long. Lineage: Eukaryota; Phaeophyceae; Ectocarpales; Ectocarpaceae. The record is from the annotation of a GenBank genome assembly.
UCUCUAGAGGUGAAAACCCUCAAAACGCCCUAAAUGAGAUGCUUCGAACCGCAAAGUCCUUAACCGAGAAAGGACUAACUGUCAACGAAACGUUCGUCCUUCACCUCUUCCUGGAUGCCCUUUCGGACGAGUAUGCCAUGACAAAGCACAACCUGCGACACGCGAAGGAGUUGACGCGGACCGGUGUGCUUGAGGAAGUAAUAAUCGAAUACAAGGAGAUCAAGGACAAGCUGGAGCAGGGAAAAGGAAAAGGGGCGAAGAGCGCAGAGCAAGUGUACUUCGCCGACGGUGAAGGCCGCAGGGAGCGGUACUCAGGUAGGAGUCAGGGGCAAGGUCGUGGUCGUGGCGGCGGCCGUGGCCGCAGCAGCAGUCGUGGCCGCGGCGGAGGCGGUCGCGGCGGCGGCGGCGGCGGUCGCGGCGGCCGCUCAGGCGGAUCCGGAGGAGUCGAGGAGAGCAAGGGAAGCAGCAGUGGAGGCGCCGAUGGCGGCGGUGGCGGGGACUAUAAGUUCCCGGGCCGGUGCUUUAGGUGUGGACAUCGUGGACAUCAAGCGAUCGGCUGCACUACCAACGAGAAGGACUUCGUGCCGUGGUGUGAGCGCUGCGAGGGGUGGGGCCACACCAAAGAAAGUGCGUGACGGAGGAGGCCGUCCUAGCGCAAGUGGUGGGGCAUGAGAGCGACGUGGACUCCGUGGAAGACCAGGCAUUUUAUGCCGUGGCAGUCCUCCCAGGCGAGUGUGGUACCGUUGACANUCUAGUGCGGGGUUGUGGAACAAGGCCAGGCGGUGUACGUGGCCGACACAGCGGCCACGUGCUCCAUGUUCCGAUGUGCAGACAACUUCGUGAACUAUCGUGAGCGUAGCGGUUGGGUGAAGCGGAUCGGAGGCGACAAGGCCCCCGUUCCUCUUCUAGGAUACGGAGAUGUGACCUUAGUCCUACAAACGGAAGAUGGUGGAGUACCCGUACCAGUACUGAAUGUUGCUCAUGUACCAGAGGCCCCCUACAACCUCCUCUCGCUGUCUUCGUUGGCGGAGGAGGGCCACACGUACUCGGGGAUGAAGGGGGGCCUCACGCUGACCACGAAAGCCGGGGGGAGAUGUGGUUCCCCCGGACUGGAAAGCUGCUGACCCAACGAGGCUAUUAAAUAUAGCCAACGCUACACACCGCCUGUGCCGCACUCAUUGUUCCUGGCGAUGCGAAAGUAGAC